Molecule: messenger RNA, 5331 nt
Organism: Brassica napus (rape)
Lineage: Eukaryota; Viridiplantae; Streptophyta; Magnoliopsida; Brassicales; Brassicaceae
Product: UDP-glycosyltransferase 85A5
Exons: 2
Coding region: 518-1993 (491 amino acids)
Molecular function (GO): UDP-glycosyltransferase activity
Source: RefSeq, a predicted model, not a curated record
UAGGUACAUGCAAUAUUUGUAACUGAUUUACCAUAUUCUUUCCAAACCCCAAUUUAAACAGCCUAAUAAAUUUAAUGUAAUACUAUAUAGCUGAGCAAGUUAUACCCACCAAUACGUUUAAUUUGUUUGUUCAAUUCUAUUCUAUAUGGCAUGUUAUAUUUUAAUUUAUAGAACUUGAAAAAGUCAAUAUAAAAACUUAGAUUUUCGUUUUUGUAACUAGUAUUCUUUUAUCUCAAAAGAUUGCGUUCACGAAAUAUUUCCUCACAGGACCACUUUCCGAAUUGUGUUUCUUACAUAUUUACAUGCUACAUGUAGAUAAACAUUAUCUUUAACUUGUUGGCAGCAUAUCAAUCUUACGGCAUCUAGAAAUUUUCGCUCGUGACGCACAUGUCGACAAUCUACGUACAAGAAUUCAAUUAUGUAAUCUCACCGUGAAGUCCUUUAAAGCAUAGUGAAAUCAGUUCCAGAAUCAAUCACAUCCACUGUUCCUUCUUUUUUGACACACGGGAAAGGAAAAAUGGCUUCUCAUAUCGUUUCUAGCGGACAAAAACCACACGUUGUUUGCGUGCCUUACCCUGCUCAAGGCCAUAUCGACCCGAUGCUCAAAGUAGCUAAACUGCUUCACAACAGAGGCUUUCACGUCACCUUUGUCAACAACGUCUACAAUCACAACCGUCUACUCCGGUCGCGUGGGCCCAACGCGCUGGACCGGAUUCCUACGUUCCGGUUUGAGUCUAUCCCUGAUGGUCUACUAGAGACUGAUGGGGAUAAGAUGCAGGACAUCCCUUCCCUUUGCGAGGCCACUAUGAAGAAUUGUCUAGCUCCAUUUAAGGAACUUCUUCAGCGGAUCAACGUCCGAGAUGAUGUUUCUCCGGUGAGUUGUAUUGUAGCUGAUGGUAUUAUGACUUUCACUCUUGACGCUGCGGAGGAGCUCGGUAUCCCCUGUGUUAUUUUCUGGACCACAAGUGCUUGUGGCUUCCUGUCCUAUAUGUACUUUCACAGUUUCAUCGAGAAGGAUUUAUGUCCAUUAAAAGAUGAGAGUUACUUAAACACACAAAUAGACUGGAUUCCAACGAUGAAAGACCUAAAACUAAAAGACAUCCCAAGCUUCAUCCGUGCGACUAGUCGUGACGACAUCAUGCUCAAUUUUUUUCUCCAUGAGACAGACCAACUCAAACGCGCUUCCGCUAUCAUUCUCAACACGUUCGAUGAUCUUGAGCAUGACACCAUACAAUCUCUGCAGUCUAUUCUACCUCCCGUGUACACAAUUGGACCGCUCCAUCUACUAGUGAAUCGUGAUAUCGACGAGGAUAUUGAGAUAGGACGGAUGGGAUCGAGUUUAUGGAAGGAGGAGAAGGAGUGUCUAGACUGGCUUGACACCAAACCUAUAAACAGCGUUGUUUACGUUAACUUUGGUAGCAUAACGGUGAUGAGCGCAAAACAACUCGUAGAGUUCGCUUGGGGUUUGGCGGCAACAGGAAAAGAGUUUUUGUGGGUGAUCAGGCCCGAUUUAGUAGACGGUGAAGUGCCGAUGCUUCCGCCAGAUUUUUUAACCGAGACGGCUGGCAGGAGGAUGCUAGCGACUUGGUGUCCUCAAGAAAAGGUUCUUGCUUAUCCAGCGGUAGGAGGGUUCUUAACGCACUGUGGAUGGAACUCGACUAUAGAGAGUCUUUGUGGUGGAGUUCCUAUGGUGUGUUGGCCAUUCUUUGCUGAACAGCCAACAAAUUGUAAGUUUUGCUGUGAUGAGUGGGGAGUGGGGAUGGAGAUCGGUGGAGAUGUAGGGAGGGAGGAGGUCGAAGCGGUGGUAAGAGAGCUAAUGGAUGGAGCGAAAGGAAAGAGCAUGAGGAAGAAGGCGGAAGAGUGGAGAGGCUUAGCUGAGAAAGCGACGGAGCAUACGUGUGGUUCAUCGGAAUUAAAUUUGCAGAUAGUUGUUAACACAGUUCUCUUACAGCACCUCCAUCCUAGCAUCCUAGCGAAGGAGGUGACUUUCUAAACAAUAAAAGGUAAAAAGAAUUUUUACUCGAUGUUUUUUUUUUUAUCUAAGAAACCAAAGCUAUUAGAUACCUUUUAGAUAUUUCUUUAUACAUUUAAGUGUAAUAAGGUUAGUCUUUUAAUAAAAAAAAAACAAAAUUUAAGGUUUGAUAGGUUGAAUCGGUUUUAUGGUUUUUGCUCUAAGAUUUAAUAUUUAAAAUUUUAACUAUGGUUUAAUUUUCUUUUGCUGUAGAAUUUUUCCAAAGUACUAAACAAAAAUUCUAGAAAAAUAAUGAUUUGGUAAAGCUAAUAUAUUUCCGUUUAUAAAGUAUUAAAAGCUGUAGAUUUAAUUUUUUAAACUAAAUCAUGAUUGUUUUAAAAGAGACUAAAACUAAAAAUAGCUGUUCACGGCUACUAAAACCUCUUCACUCCUAAUUAGGGCAUCCGCAUUGCUAGGACCAAAAAAUUGGUCCUUAAAUUAAUUUAUUGUUUUUGUUAUGUUAAGAGAUUUAGCUAAGGACAAUUAGAAAAAGAAAGAUUAUUGGUAGGACCAAAAUAUUAGUCCUUAGAUUAUUAUAUUGAUAUUAUAAAUUAAUUAAUUAUUUUUAUAAUUAUUGACAUAUAAAAGAUAAGUUUUUAAACAAAACAUUAAACAUUUAAAUUGAAAACACAAGAACAUUACAAAGUUGAAAAAAAAUUAUAAAAUUGGGAAACAAAUUACAAAUUACAAAAGGAAACAAACCAAACAAACAUUUUAUUGAGAUCCGGUGGAGUGAUUCGGUUGAAAUCGGCGGAGAGAUCGCUGGAGAGAUUGGUGAAGAGAUGUGAGAGAUCGGGGCUCGGAUCGGAGGAGAGAUCGUACGAUAUUUCCGAUGGAGAGAUUCGGUGGAGAGCUUCGUUGGAGAGAUUUAGGGCGAGGGAUUGAGGGCGACAGAUUGGGAUCGACAGAGAGAUGGGAGAGAUGGGACAGAUCGCCAGAGGGUUCGACGGAGUCCGUGGUCGAGAGCUCGGUGGAGGGAAACCGUCGAGAGAGAUGGGAGACGAUGCGAAUGAUUUCGUCGAGAGAGAUGGAAGACUUUCCCAACACCGAACACUCCUUCCCCUCUCUCUGACACGUGCAGCUAAGGACACAAACUUAAAACUUCUUAAUUAACAUACGUGAGCUAACGUUUUCUGUAUUAUUAAUUUAAAUUGAUUUAAAUUAAUUACCUAUUAUGCUAAGGACGCGCUAACAACCGCGCAAUGCAGAUGCCCUUAGCAUGCAAACGAAAUGCUGUUAAAACCUUUAAUACUUUUCUCAGAGCAGCUUUAGAGCACCAUUAACCCAACAACCCAUAAUGGGGUGUUUAAAUUUUUUUUUUCUUUUUUCCUGAUUAAAAAAAAUUAAAAAUGGAUCAAUCGCGGACCACCACGUAUAAGUGGAGUCUGUGAACAGUGCAAGCAGCAGUGCUUAAAUAGACUUCAAAAGAAUUGGUGCUUAAAAUUUUGUAGGUCUACCCUGGGAUCCACCCACUAUUAUAUUAUUCUUCCGUAAGCAUUUGGGUUAAUGGUGCUUUUAGAGCAUGCCUACUGGUGGUUUUGUGUUUCUUCCUUCUUUCCUUAUUGUUUUUUCCACCACUUGUUGGAUACUUUAUUUUCUUUGUCUCGUUGUACGAUUGAGGCUUUGUCCUCGUUUAAGUUUUCACCCCAAUCCAUCAAUGAUAAAUCCAGUGUUUAAAAAAUGGUUUUAAAGCAUUAUCAAUGGUGAAGUUUUUAAGUAUCUACACAAUAAUAUAUCAAUAUUCCAAAAAAAUUAUUUAUGUAAUUGAAUGUUAUUUUCUAAAAACGAUAUGUCAAUCUGAGUAUGACAUUGGGUUUAUGGUUUUUUAAGCUUGGAUGUCUGGAUGAUAGUGUUUCUCAGGCUGUGAGGGGUUAACAAUCCAUCCCGUGGGAUCCAUGGUGAUCUUGUAAAACACUAACAUCAACCCUAAGCUUCUCUCAGGUUGGUUGUUAAUGCGCUUGCUAUUCUUAGAAUCUAAGACUUUAUCCUUUAACAUUCUAAGAGUUUACCCUUUAACAACUCUCUCACAACAACUUGCAUGAGAAAAACUUAAGGUUUAUAAGUAAAGGGUUGAAGUCGGUGUUCUACCGGAUCAGCCUAGAUCCUAUGGGACGGGUUGUUUGGUGACUAUUUAUCAUGUAUGAGGAUUGUUAAAGGAAGAGGUCUUGGGUUCAAGGAACGCCAAACACACUAACAACCUAUCUAGAAAGAGUUUAAGGUUCAAAUGUGACGAAUUAGAAUCGGUGACUAGUAGAGUUGUCUGAAACCCACAUUACGAGUUGCUACAAUACGAUUGCGAUGUUUUUAAUUGCAUCUCUCUAACUUUAAUAUAUUCUUUAGUUAUAAACUAUAACCUCUCAUCAAGAGCUUAUCUAUAAAUUAUAAUGGUGCUCUUAUCGCUAAGCUCUAAGAAAAAGUCUUAAGAAUAAAAUGCUAUUAUUUUAAUUUGUUUUGUUUAAAACUAAAAUCAAAUAUUUAAACCAUUAAUUUUUUGACAGGUGCGGUGAAAAGUUCUAACCAAUUUCUUGGAGAGUUUAUUUUGAGAACUUAUUGCUGUCUUUUUCCAAUAUAUUUUUUUAAUGUCUACAUACUCAAUUAAAACCAUCCAUUGGAAGUGAAAAUGUUUACAUACUCAACUAAAACCAUCUAUUGGAAGUAAAACUCUGAUAUCUUAAGCGGUGGAAGUGCUAUAAUGUAAUUUAACCUUUCAAAAAUAAAAAUAAGAUAACAACAAAACAUUACUCGUAUGUAUUUGAUAUCUGUUAUAUUUGCGAAAGCAAUGGGGAUACUAGUCGGACAGGCUUUUUUUUAUGUCAAAAACUCCACUCAAAAUUAGCUUUAUCUUAUAGCAGACAACUCAAACAAAUCUUGCCGGAUGUGCUUGAUGGUCCCCUUUAAUACGCUAACUUGGGGACUUCUGACUCCUACUGUUUCAAGAGUCUCCGCUAGUUGAACCCCGUCCUGUAGACUUUUUGUUUUGCUCAUCUCCUUCGUCAGCUGUUUGAUCGGGAUGCCCCAGCCAUGCUCCCACGGCCCGCAUACCGAAGGCAGAUGCUGCUUGGAUUAUCGUAGAAUAAAUAUUUUGUCAAGGCGUCUUUCCUGACUUCGUUUUUUUUUUUGUCAACCUUGACUUUGUUAAUGCAUACUUGAUUAUUUUUAUUUUUUUACUUGAUUAUCUUUUUGUCGUCUCUUUAUUAUAUAAUCCAACCAGCAAAAAAGAAUUACAAAAGAUACAAGUAAAGAUCCAUGCCCACAUAAAAAAACACUUUUUUUUUUGGUAAAAACACUUUCCCAGAUAAAAAACACUUUCCCAGAAGAAA